This is a messenger RNA of Didymella exigua CBS 183.55, 1068 nucleotides long. RefSeq names its product GroES-like protein. The coding region runs from base 43 to 1068 and encodes 341 amino acids. Gene Ontology annotation, molecular function: zinc ion binding; oxidoreductase activity. Lineage: Eukaryota; Fungi; Ascomycota; Dothideomycetes; Pleosporales; Didymellaceae. The transcript has 4 exons. The record is from RefSeq and is a predicted model, not a curated record.
CUUCUUCUGUAAAGUCUGUACAUUCAACCUUCUUUGACCAUCAUGUCUUUCCCCAUUGCUGCCACUGCAAUCGUAACCGACGCUCCCAACGAGUCCAAUGUAUCUUGGCGUAUAGAUAAAGUGCAAAUACGAGAGCCAGGCGAAGAUGAGCUGCUGGUCAGGAUCAUUGCCUCCGGAAUAUGUCACUCGGAUGUCGCCAACUCUUUAACUCAAGAAGGCACCCCAGGAUUACUACCUUUUCCCAAGGUUUUGGGCCACGAGGGUGCAGGUAUCGUCGAGCAGGUUGGAAACAAGAUCAGCCAUGUCAAAAAAGGCGAUAAGGUGCUGCUGAGUUUCGACUACUGCGGCAAUGAAGAUUGUCGCGCUUGUGAGGACAAUACACCUGGAUACUGCGAUCAGUUCCAUGUCAAAAACCUUUUCAGUGUACCUGAUGUCUACCAGGUCGAUGGCAAGUCCGCUGGCGGGCUGUUCUUCGGGCAAUCGAGCUUUUCUAGCCUUGCGUUGGUGAAAGGAACAUCCGUCGUGAACGUCGAGCAGCUGGUCAAGGAUGAGGAGGAGCUGAAGCUGUUUGCUCCCAUGGGCUGUGGCUACCAGACAGGUGCUGCUUCUGUGACUGAGCUUGCAGACGUGGGAAAGAAGGAUGCAGUCGUCGUAUUUGGUCUUGGCGGUGUAGGCAUGUCUGCGAUUAUGGCCUCAAGCGUUCGUGACGCACACACAAUCAUUGGCGUUGAUCGAGUGCAAUCACGUCUCGACCUGGCCAAGGAGUUAGGUGCAACGCACGUCAUUGACACAUCCAACUUCAAAGAUGUAGCAAUAGAGCUUCCUGCAGCUAUUAGGAAAAUAGCGCCGAAGGGCGCGAACACUGUGUUUGACACAACAGCGAUAGUGGCGUUGAUUGCGGCCUCGAUGCCGGCGCUGCAUGCCAAAGGCCAAAUCAUUCUGAUUGGCAAUGUGAACGGCAAGAGGCUUGAUCUUGAUCUCGGCCUUGUGCUCAACUCCGAUGAUUUCGAGACGGCUCUGACCGAUAUGCGCGCCGGGACCACGAUCAAGCCCAUUCUACUUUGGUGA